This is a messenger RNA of Ruditapes philippinarum (Manila clam), 1371 nucleotides long. Its product is annotated as carbohydrate sulfotransferase 9-like. The record is from RefSeq and is a predicted model, not a curated record. Bases 1 to 1281 code for a protein of 426 amino acids. Gene Ontology annotation, biological process: carbohydrate biosynthetic process. Gene Ontology annotation, cellular component: membrane. Gene Ontology annotation, molecular function: sulfotransferase activity. Lineage: Eukaryota; Metazoa; Mollusca; Bivalvia; Venerida; Veneridae. The transcript is spliced from 2 exons.
AUGCCAGAGCCUCAACCAUCAUACCGGGAGAGACAAUAUACGAUAUUUCAACAAGACGACAACCACAAUAAUUCAGCAGAAAGUUCUGUCUCAGAUAAACUAUUUUACAUGAAACAACACUUCAAAAGCACAAAGGGAAAGUUUAAAAAUCCACAUAAAGAACGAGAACAGAAUAAUACAAUGGAUGACAACGUAAUGUCUACACGACAAGACUUUGUUCAAUUUGACAGGUUACAACAAUUUAGGAAUCAAUGCGAAUCAUAUAAUCUCCUGACGAACAAUACUAACAGUGAUGAAGGUAUGAAGGUCUUAUAUUCAAAGCAAUACAGACUUGCUUACAGACUUGUUCCUAAAAUUGGUUCGACAUUCAUGAUACAAGUUUACAGCAUUUUGGAAAACAAUGGAAAGACUGGAAACUUGUUAAACUUACCUAGAAGCAGUAUACAUAACAAGCGAGUAGAUCGUUUCCGUAAGAUUAUCAGUUUAUCUAGUUUGAACACUUACACAUUCCUCGUUAUGGCGAGAAACCCGUAUUCACGCCUAUAUUCCGCAUACAUUGACAAAGUUUAUAUAUUAAACAAUUUGAACUUGUGUUCUGACAUACAUUCCACACUCUUUCGAAAAAAGGAACGAAUGUUUUUGUGUAAAUUUGAUAUUUCAUUUGAACAAUUUCUUGAAUACUACUUAGAUAAGGGAGGUAGUGUACUGAGUGGCCAUUAUAAUCCGAUAUUAUCACAUAAAAUUGCUAGAAAAUUGUGUAAUCUUCAAAAUAUUAUAAUCGUGAAACAAGAAACAUUUUCUGAAGACAUGGACCACGUGUUCAAGUCUGUACACGUGAAAGGGAAGGAAUAUGACGUCAUAUAUGACGUAAUGCAUUCUAAACAAACCAAGAUAACAAUUGGUAGUAUAGUUAAGACUGUUUACCAAAGAUUUUCCUCUUCUCUAUCUUUGGUAACAUGUUUGACUUGGAAAGAAAUUGCUAAAAAACUGUGGAAAUCAUUUCAAAUUCAAGGAUAUAUAAAUGAAAAGUCGCAAUUUCCUGAAAAGAAAUAUCAGAAUUUGAACGAUUAUAAAAGUGAUAAAUAUCUUAUUAAAGUAAUACUGCAAGAAGUGCGAAGAAACCCACUGAGUCAUGAAGAAAAAAUAAAACAAAGAAAUGAGGCUUUAAUUAAGGCAUUCACAGGCGUAGACAAGAAAUAUUUACGUAAAAUACGGGAACUCUACGCCAUGGACUUCAAUAUGUUUCAGUACAAGACUAAUCUAUUACAGACAUUGACUUGAAAAAGAAACACAGGAUAAAAAAUAAAUCAAUAUUUAUUAUCAAAAUUAAAACUUGUUCCGGCUUUUGCUAAAACAUAUGAUUAUGCACCA